AUGUUGCGAUCAUUGUGGGUGCUAGCGUGGGCGAUCGUUGCGGUCGCCGGCGCGCAAGACGUUCCACAGCCUGGCGCCGCCCCGAUGGGCUUCGAGCAGCGUCUCACGGCGCUCGACCUGGCGCUGUCGCAAGUCGUCGUCGAACCGCCGGCGAAUUGGCGUCUCGGCCGCCUGCGUGACGAAGCCCAGUCGCUGUCCGCCGAGGCCUCGACGAACGUCGAGCGCCUCGCCGCCCGCGAGGUAGCCAGCCGCAUCGACCGCUUCACGGAGAUCGCCCAUGGAUUCGCAACGCCAGCGCCCGUAGCCAAGCCAACGCAAACGGUCGACUCGUGGCGAUCGCCCUCAGGCGUUGGCUCGACCGACGCCCCGAGCAGCGUCGCCCCUCCGGUUCGCCUGACGAAGCGAGGCCCCGCCGAGAGCACGCCGGCAAGGUCUACCGCGACAAGACGCCGUCACGACGCGGAGGGCGUCCUCCGGCCGGUCGUCUCGAAACGGCCCGACGCGCCACGCUACGCCAUCGUCAACGACCGCGGACGGGUCGAGACGUUCGUGACCCCGUCGCCGCGCCUGGAGAGCCGCUUCGACAACCUCGUCGGCCGACGGGUCGCGCUCGACGGCCGUCGCGGCUACCGCGCGGACUUGAAGCGAGAGCACCUGGUCGCCGAGCGAGUCACGACGAGCAACAGCCGCGCGCCGUCGCCGCUCCGCUCGGUGACGAGCCGCUCGGCCAACGCGAUGCGGCGUCCCGGUUCCUCCGCCAACAGCUCGAUCAGUUGCCAUUCGGCGACGCCCUGGAAGCCUCGCUCGGCCAACUCGGUGCGGACCACCUCGAAGCGGCGGACCGCCUCGGCGUCGGGAUUGCCACCCGUGGGCGCCCGCGUCGGACCCCGGGCGACCGGUCCCGUGGCGGAUCGCAGUUGGUUCGCCACCUCGAGCAGCUCGGCGAGCAGCUCGCGGUCAGUAGGCGGACCUGGGGCGGGGGGCGGCGCGAGGUCGACGACCUCGGGUAUUGGCUCGGCGGCGGGCGACGGGAUCGGCACCAGCGAACGCCAGUCGGGCUUCCAGGGAGACGGCGAGUCGGCUUCCGCCACGUUGGGCCGCGCAGGGGUUGGCGGCGUCGGCCGUGGCUGGCUCAGCGCCGGCGGCUCAGCAGGCUGGGCGACCGUUUCCGUCGGCGUGGGCGUUGCCGGCGUCGAUGGCGUUGCUUCGACGGUCGCAAGGGAGCUUGUCGGCUCGACGCGUGCCGGCGGCGGACUCGGCGUGGUCGGCUUGCCGGUGACGGUCGUCAGCGUGUCGUCGGCGUCGGCGAGCAGCCGCAGCCGCUGUUCGGCUUCGACCUCGGCCGUCACGUCGAUCAUCCGGCGGGCGACACGCUCGGCCCACGACGCUCCCUGGCUGGUCAGCGUGUCGGGGCUUUGGCGAAGAGCUUGCAGGACGGCGCCGGAGGUCUCGACGAGCUGCCGUGUGUCGCCUUCCCGUGCGGAGGCGACGGCGACGUCGAUCCGUUGGUUGACGACGAACCGGGCCCGCUGGGCCGGCUCGCUGUCGUCCGCCAAGGCGAUCGCGACCACCGGCGGCGCCCAGUCGACGACGACCGACGGCACCAGCCCGCUGUGGCCCUGUGCCGCGAGCCGCCGCGUCUCGGCGCCGAGGCGCCAGUCGAGCAGGCGCCACACGCCGGCGACGAGCACGAACGCUAGCAGCAGAGCGACGGCGAUUCGGCGGGCUUGGACCACGCGCGGAGUGUCACGAAGCGCCGCGAAGCAAGGCAAGGCCGAUUGCACGCUAGCGUCGUGCGCUGUGUCGAGCGAUUCGCUCACGUCGGGCUGCGCGAGGGGGGAACGGCUGCUUCGGCGAGCGCUCGUGGGCGCUCUCGCCGCCGUGCUGCUUCUAGCGGGUCCACUGCAGGCUGCCGAGACCGGGGGGCGUGCGCGCCCUCAGGGGACGACCGACAAGCGGGCCCGCGAGGCCGCGCGGCUGGCGAUCCCGUGGAAGGCCCUGCCGAGCAACGUCCGGCCCACCGUCAGCGAGGUCGUCGGCGGCGCGACGCUGUACCGGCAGAUGCCGACGCGCGUGAUCGACUGUGACGCCGACCUCUACACGUACCUGAUCGACCGGCCGGAGCUGGUCGUCGGCGCGUGGAACGUCAUGGGCGUCAGCCGGCUGAAGCUCGAACGGGUCGCGCCCGACCGGUUCAACGUGACCGACGCGGCGGGGGCCGUCGGCGAGGUCCGCGUCGUCCACCGCAGCGGCGGCGGCGUUGACGCCCGCGGCAAGCGUCAGCCGCUGACGAUGGUGCUGCUCGCCAGCGGCGUCUACCAGGCGCCGCCGAUGCCGCAGCCGAUCCGCGGCAAGAGCGUCCUGCUGCUGCGGGCCGACGCGCUCGACGAGGCGAACGGCCGUUCUUACGUCACGACGCGGCUCGACUCGUUCAUGCGGUUUGGCGGACCGGCGACGCGGGUCGCCGCGAAGACGCUCAGCCCGCUGAUCGGCCGCACGGCGGACCACAACUUCGUCGAGACGAUGCGGUUCGUGUCGCUCUUCUCACGCACCGCGGAGACGAACCCCUCCGGCAUGGCCCGCCUCGCGGGGCACCUGCGACACGUCGACGAGCCGACGCGUCGCGAGUUCGCCUCGAUGUGCCAGCAGACGGCCGACCGGUACGCGCUGCGUCGCGCGAGCCGCCACCGCGUGGCGAUCACGCCAGCGAUGGCGACGGUCCGCUGA
Molecule: messenger RNA, 2727 nt
Organism: Cladocopium goreaui
Lineage: Eukaryota; Dinophyceae; Suessiales; Symbiodiniaceae
Source: the annotation of a GenBank genome assembly